This is a messenger RNA of Ylistrum balloti, 1089 nucleotides long. RefSeq names its product alpha-(1,3)-fucosyltransferase C-like. The record is from RefSeq and is a predicted model, not a curated record. NCBI's taxonomy places the organism in Eukaryota, Metazoa, Mollusca, Bivalvia, Pectinida, Pectinidae. Gene Ontology annotation, molecular function: alpha-(1->3)-fucosyltransferase activity. The transcript has a single exon. The coding region runs from base 1 to 1089 and encodes 362 amino acids. Gene Ontology annotation, cellular component: membrane.
AUGCAGAGUAACGUGUAUUCAUUACCUAAACCUAAUAGAGAUCGGGUCACGAAAACGCUAUUAUUCUGGACGCCACAGGACUGGUUUAUUGAUUGGGUAGGAAAUAAAUGGGACACGUCACGAGUGUUUGAUAAGUGUCGAGUGUCGAAUUGUGUCCUCACAAAACAACAUCAGUAUAAGGAUAAUGCAGAUAUUAUUUUAUUUAGAGCUAGAGAUUUAAAAAAAUGUUUAAAGAAGACUAAACGUGGACAAAUAUGGGUGAUAUUUGAACACGAAGCACCUACUUCCUUUGAAAUUUUACAUAAACUAGAUAAAUACUGCUACAGAAAUAUGUUCAACUGGACGCUAACGUAUCGUAGGGAUUCUGAUUUCACGUUUGUCCAUGGACUUUUCUCUAAACGUACCACCAUAUUCAAUGAUAGUGUUGUGGAUAAGAUCAUUAAAUCCAAAACCAAAACAGCAGUAGCCUUUAUCAGCCAUUGUCACACCGAAUCUCGAAGACUGGAAUACAUCAAUAGACUCCGCCAAAACGGUAUUGACGUGGACAUAUACGGAAGGUGUGGAAAUUUAAAAUGCCGAUACGGUCUAGGAUAUGUAGGCGAUUUCAAGAUGAUAUGGAAAGUAGCGUCAGACUUAAAAAUGAAAAAAGAUUGUUUCGACGUGCUAGACAGUCGAUAUAAGUUCUACAUCUCAUUUGAGAACAGCCUUUGUGAUGACUACAACACAGAGAAAUCACACCAUCUUGUGUUACAACAUACCAUUAUUCCAAUCAUAAGGGACGGGUCCAAUCGUAGUUUGUUCCAUCCUCCAAAUUCUUAUUUGGACACAAAGGACUUCAAAACCGUGAAAUCUUUGGCAGAUCGCAUAAAACAAAUAAAUUACAGUUCUGACGAGUACAAGAAAUAUUUACAAUGGAAGAAAUAUUUCUACUCAGAAACUGUCCGCGGGGUUCUACAAUCGAACAUGUGCGAUAUCUGUGAACGACUUCACAACCAAGACAAAUAUCGAAGACUUUAUGGAAAUAUAGUGGAUUUUUUAUUUACACGCGGACACAAUUCCCCGAUUUGUCAUAAACCGGGUGAUCUUUGA